Talaromyces proteolyticus is the source of this 2869-nucleotide messenger RNA. RefSeq names its product cellobiose dehydrogenase. Gene Ontology annotation, biological process: carbohydrate metabolic process. The transcript is spliced from 12 exons. Gene Ontology annotation, cellular component: extracellular region. The record is from RefSeq and is a predicted model, not a curated record. The coding region runs from base 218 to 2707 and encodes 829 amino acids. Gene Ontology annotation, molecular function: cellulose binding; flavin adenine dinucleotide binding; oxidoreductase activity, acting on CH-OH group of donors. NCBI's taxonomy places the organism in Eukaryota, Fungi, Ascomycota, Eurotiomycetes, Eurotiales, Trichocomaceae.
CUUAUUUGUCAUUUCACACAUCAAUUUAUAUAGGAGAACUCGUGCCUGAAAUCGGGUUCGUCAAUCAACUCGCCUUAUUCUGCUCUGCCCUACAGUUUCUGUAGUGAAUCACAGCUGCUGGAUAGAUUGUCAUAACCGCCGAUCCAACAACAGUCUUCUCCAGAAAUAACUCCUUGAUGUAACUAUGUUAUAGGAUGCAUAAAAGGACCUGGCCAAUAUGAUGAUAUUCGAUAAACUCGUUCGGAUUAUCGUUAGUACACUACCAUUCGUUCAAUUAUGUCUCGCCCAAAGUUCCACACCGACGGUCUACAAAGACCCCGGGACAGGGAUCACCUUCGAUACCUGGCCGGUUCCUUCUACCCUGACCCAAGGUGGCAUGACAUUCGGUAUCGCCCUUCCGAAAGACGCGUUGACCACGGAUGCGACUGAAUUCAUUGGGUAUCUUCAAUGCUCGUCCACGAAUUCCACAUCGACUGGAUGGUGUGGGAUUUCUAUGGGAAGCACGAUGGUCGGUAAUUUGCUGUUGAUGGCCUAUCCAUAUAACGGAACCAUUUUAACAACCUUUCGGUGGGCCAAUGGCUAUGUUUUGCCCGAUCUGUACAAAGGAAACGCAACGCUCACUCAGAUAUCUUCAACUAUCACCAAUACAAACUAUACUUUGAUAUUUCGGUGCAAAGAUUGUCUAUCAUGGGAACAAGAUGGCACGAGCGGCAAUGCAUCAACUAGCGAAGGCAAUUUGGACCUUGGAUGGGCCCACGCAGUUCAAUCGCCCACAAAUCCAUCUUGUCCAAACAAUGCCUCAUUUGUCCAGCACGACACUCAAAAUAUUUGGACUGCUGAUCUUGACGACCAUGCUACUAGCUCGUCUUAUGACACCUGGGCAACCCUCGCCAAUAAGACUGUGACCGGAGGCUGCGGGGGUGGUGACGCCUCACCAACCCCUACAUCGGUUCCCGUACCCAGCGGCUCUGUAUUUGACUAUAUUGUGGUUGGCGGUGGAGCAGGGGGUAUUCCACUCGCCGAUAAACUGAGUGAAGGUGGAAAGAGUGUAUUACUUAUUGAAAAGGGCCCACCAUCAUCUGGCCGUUGGGGUGGUACUUUGAAACCUGACUGGGUGGGAGGGUCAAACCUGACACGCUUCGACGUCCCCGGAUUUUACAACGAGAUCUGGGUUGACUCUGCUGAUAUUGCAUGUACGGACGUGCAGCCGAUGGCAGGCUGUGUAUUAGGUGGGGGAACAGCAGUUAAUGCCGGACUUUGGUGGAAACCAUAUUCUCUCGAUUGGGAUUACAAUUUCCCUGAUGGUUGGCAGUCCGCCGACAUGGAGAACGCCACAGAAAGGGUGUUCUCACGAAUACCUGGAACUGACCACCCAUCGACUGACGGGAAGCUAUACUUACAACAAGGUUUCCACGUAAUAGCAGGUGGGUUAGAAGGUUCCGGAUGGGAGUCUAUAACCGUCAAUGAUUAUCCAGAAUUGAAAAAUCAUACGUACGGACAUACUGAGUAUAUGUACUCUCACGGUGAGCGUGGUGGGCCAAUGGCUACAUACCUCGUGACUGCAAAAGCUAGAAGCAAUUUCCAUCUCUGGCUGAAUACAACAGUCAAAAAGGUGAUAAGAACUGGAGGCCACGUCACUGGGGUAGAGGUUGAAGCGUAUUUUGAUGGAGGUUAUGAAGGAACCGUGAACUUGACAUCUGUUACAGGAAGAGUUAUUCUCUCAGCUGGAGCCUUUGGCUCACCAAAGAUCCUAAUGCGAAGUGGUAUUGGGCCUACGGACCAAUUGGAAGUGGUUCAGUCGUCUACAGAUGGUCCCACAAUGAUCUCCAAUACCUCCUGGAUCGAUCUCCCUAUUGGUUAUAAUUUGGAAGACCAUGUCGGUACCGACGUCGUCGUAACCCAUCCGGAUGUGGUAUACUAUGAUUUUUAUGCAUCAUAUAACGAUCCAGACAAGACUGAUGCCGCGGAUUAUUUGAGCAAUCGGACUGGUAUCCUAACACAAGCUGCACCCAAUAUCGGUCCGAUGUUCUGGGACGAGAUUGAGGGUGCCGAUGGAAUCGUUCGUCAGCUACAAUGGACAGCCCGCGUUGAAGGAUCACAUGGGACCCCUGACGGCAAUGCAAUGACUAUGACCCAAUACCUUGGCAGGGGCGCAACUUCACGUGGCCGAAUGACGAUAACAUCUGGUCUGAACACAGAGGUCUCGACAUUACCGUACUUACGCAAUGAAAACGAUAUCCAGGCAGUCAUUCAGGGCAUUGUUAAUUUGCAAAAUGCCCUGAAAAAUGUUGCUAAUCUUACCUGGACAUAUCCCACUGCAAAUGAGUCGGUGACGGAUUUUGUCAAUAAUAUGACGAUUUCAUAUACGAAUAGAGGGUCAAACCAUUGGAUAGGGACCUGCAAGCUCGGUACUGAUGACGGCCGUCUCAAUGGUUCAGCCGUCGUAGAUCUUGAUACUCGCGUCUACGGCACUGAUAAUCUGUUUGUUGUUGACGCCAGUAUUUUCCCCGGCAUUGUGACCACGAAUCCGUCUGCAUAUAUUGUGGUGGCGGCAGAACAUGCAUCAGAGAGAAUCCUGGCUUUGGACACUCCCACGGCUGUGGAGCAGCAUGGACAAUGCGGAGGAACAAAUUGGACUGGAAGUUUUGUUUGUGCAGAGCCGUAUACAUGCACGUAUCAAAAUGCGUCCAUGUGGCAGUGCCUCUAAUCUUUGAAAUGUUAAUCCAAGGUAUCGGGUUGUACAUAGCUCGGUUUUUGUGAGGCAUCCUUCGUGAGUAUGAACAUCAACGUUAAAAAUGCGUAUGGGUGCAACCUAAAUGGUAUUUAUUUAUGUAAUUAAUGAAGAUAGUAAAUUUCAAUUCCACCCUCU